GAGCCUGGUUACCAAGGCGACGAGCGGCGCGUCCUGGAAGAGGCCGUCGCCGCGGCGGCGGUAGUAGUAGCGGUGCUACCAGAGCAGCCCUCGCAAACAGGACGCCGGGAAGAUGCUGCGCGACGGAGGCCGAGUGUUGCGGGAAGUGACGGGACCCAAGCCUCACUCGCUGGCCAUAAGGGCAACAUUUCCCAAAGAAAAUGUGGCUGGAAAGCAAAUCCUUGCCUGGAGGGCACAAGAUAAAAUUCGUCAUGAAGCUGCCAUGUAUGCGAAGGCCCACCUCCUCGGCUGCCAGAUCAAUGAAAGGGAGCAUCAUACUGAACGCAAAAUGCUACUCCGGCGUGUACAGGAGAGAGUGGAUACGGAAAUGCAGGCCUACCUAGCUGGGGCAGAAGAGAGAAAAGAGAGGCUUCGAGAUCUCCUGGAAGCAGAAGAAAAGUGCUACAUUGCUGAAAUGGAAUCGCUGGAAGAAACCAUGGAGGACAGACACAAGCAAAUGAGAGCGAGAGCAAAACUGCUGAGAGACAAUCGGGAAGAAGUCAGGCGGAAGCUUGUGGCGGAAAAACACGAGCAACAGUUCAGAGAAACUUCCGAGGAGUUGCGGACACAGAUAAGCAAGAGGCACCUGAUGGAGGUGUGUGAAGACCGAUUGGCCCAGCUGGCCCUGAAGGAGGAACUGAAGAUGCAAAGAGCAACGGAGGAGGCAGCUUUUGCAGCUCUUUGGGAAGCGGACAGGCUGGCCAAAGAGAAACGCGCAGCCGAGGAAGCCCAGAAAAGAUCGAGGCGGGAUGAUGGCACACUUCAAAUGCUGAACACCCAGAGAUCAGUGGCAGCGGCUCAGAGGGAGGAGGAGAAGCGGCUGAAGGCGGAAGAGGCUAAGUUGAUGGAAGAAGAACGGCAGCUGAUGAAGCUGGAGGACGAGCGUGCUGAGAUAGAGAGACGGCGGAAACUGAGAGAGUGCAGAGACAUGUUGCUGGACUCCAUGAAGGAGAAGGCGAGGCGUCUCAAUGAAACAAAGCAAGAGGAGCUGGCUCUAGACAUGAAAAUCUUGGAUCACGUUAUGCAAGAAGCCCUGGAGGACACAGAGGGGGAAAAGCAAAGGAAAAAAGAGCUCCUCAAAGAGCAGCAGUUAUACCGGGCGUACUUGGCUCAGCAGCUGGAGGAGGAAAAACGUCAUGAAAAAGACAUGGAGAAGCUGCGGGAGGAAGAGGUGUCCAAGAUGUGGGGCAAGAGGGCUGAGAAAGAGAAGGCAAUGAAGGAGGCCAGAGAUCGCUUGUUAAGAGAGGUCCUCGAUACACGGCAACUUCAGAUUGAGGAAAAAUUGCAGAGAAACGCCCUGGAGCAAGAGGCACUUAACCGGGACAAGGAACUGUUAAAUGUAGCCAUUCAGGAAUACAACCGUCUAGAAGCGGAAAAAUAUGAAAGGCGCUUGCGGCUAGCAAAGGAAUAUCGGGAAGACCUCAAAGCUCAGAUGGAUCACCUCAAGCAUGCCCGCGAUUUGGAAAAGGAAGAGGAGCACCGUGAAUAUGCAGCAGCCCUGGAAGCGGAAAGACUUUACCAACAAAAGAUGGCAGAUGUCCUUUCCAGACCUUACAUGAAGCUGAAAAAUCUCCAUCCUUUACGAAGGCAACUAGCUUGUAGCUCUCAAUCUUAAUACGACUUUAUUUUUACAUUAAAUAUAUAUUUAUAAUUUGCUGCAUUUGAAAUACAUCAAGUGGUAGUUAAAAUAUU
Molecule: messenger RNA, 1731 nt
Organism: Hemicordylus capensis (graceful crag lizard)
Lineage: Eukaryota; Metazoa; Chordata; Lepidosauria; Squamata; Cordylidae
Gene: CFAP53
Product: cilia and flagella associated protein 53
Exons: 8
Coding region: 113-1654 (513 amino acids)
Source: RefSeq, a predicted model, not a curated record